CCACGCUCCAGAGCAGCUUGUCCUGACACAAGGACGCACGUCCCCUCCUCUCCCCAGCUCUCCUCUCCUCUCCUCUCCUCUCCUCCAGCGGAUCAAUCUGCCGGAGAGAGAGACAUGAGGUCCCGGCAGACUGGCCGCGGACAGACCUAUGAGGGAACAUGAGUGGAUGUAAUUUCUCUCAAGACAAGUCAGACAGCUUGAUUUUUUUUUUUAAAGUGUAACGAGGUUCACUUUCCUCGUGCGUAUUGAAGAGCGACGGGAGAAUUAGUUGUUGGAUAUUUUGCAUCAAAUUCUCCUUGAGAAAUAAUAAUAUAAAACACACUUUUAUAAAUUGGAGUUCCCGCUGAGCAACUUUUUUCCUGUCUUGGAGUUAUUCCGGAGAUGGAGCCGGAGGACGGGAAGAUCUCGGUAUGGGUCUGCCGGGAGGAAAAGCUCGUCUCCGGGCUGACGAAGCGAACCACCUGCGCCGACGUGGUCAAGGUGUUGCUGGAGGACCAGAACCUGCAGCAGGGCGCCUCGGCGGCGAUGCUGUCCGGCUCCCCUCAGUCCUACUGCGUGGUGGAGAAGUGGAGAGGCUUCGAGAGGAUUUUGCCCAACAAGACCAAAAUCCUCCGGCUGUGGAGCGCCUGGGGAGACGAGCAGGAGAACGUCCGCUUCGUCCUGGUGAAGAACGAAGCGUCGCUGCCCAACAACGGGCCCCGCAGCGCAGAGGCCCGAGUAGUCCAGAGCAGGGAGAGCGGCGGCCCGGGCGGACUGCUCAAGGGCACCGCCAGGACAUGCUGGACCGCCGCGGCUGCUGCUGCCAACCUGUCCCAGGAGAAGCAGAGGCGCAUCGUCAGGAAGGCUUUCAGAAAGUUGGAUAAAAUGAACAAAAAGAAAGAGCAGACGGUUUCUAAGGAUAAGGGCUCCGUGGAGAAGAUGGAGACGUUGGUUCACCUGGUGAUUUCUCAGGACCACACUAUCCGGCAGCAGAUCCAGAGGAUCAAGGAGCUGGACCGGGAGAUCGAGCGCUACGAGGCCAAAGUACACUUCGACCGUAUCAAGAGACAUGGGGUGAACUAUGUGCAGGACACAUAUAUGGUGGACGCAUCGGAUUCUUCUUCGGACUGUAAGCGCAAAGCGGAGCGUCAGGACGCGCGGUGCACCGCGGAGGCGCUUGCGCAGUUCGAGGAAUACGCGCGCCGGUGCGAAGAGGUGGUGAGGCUCCAGGAGGAGCUGACGGAGCGGGAAGCGCUGGUAGAGAGCAUCACCGGGGAGAUCCAGGAGGAGCUCAACCGGAGGUGGAUGAAGCGGAGGCGGGAGGAGAGAGGGACGGAGGCGGCGCAGGAUGCAGACAGCCUGGCGGAGGAGAUGUGCCUCACCGCGUCCACCGCUCCAGCUGUAGAACCGGAUGUCGAAAGUCUGUCUGAGAACGAGGUCGCGCUGGAAGAGGAGAGGAUCAAAACCCAGCUGGACACCAGUCUGUACAUCGGCCUGAGGCUGAAGACGGACCUGGAUGCCAUCAGGGGGGACUUGGACCUGAGUCUGGCACUCUGGGAAACCAAAGAGAGCGAACUGUUGGACCUGCUGGCCAAAGUGGAAACCAUGGAGAUAGAGCAAGUGAACAAAAACGAUGAUGGAAAAGGAGAGGUGGGUGCAGGGGGCGCUGAGGCCGAGGCAGCUGGGUCCGCCGAGAAGAGCGGCUGCUGGGUGGAGCAGGCCCGAGGUCUGUCCAAGGCCUGUAACACAAACGACGAGGACUCGGACACGGGCCUGAGCUCCAUGCACAGCCAGGACUCUGACAACCCACCUGUGUGCGAGUCACUGGUGUAGACACGCUGGACUUUUAUGCAAAUUCAAAGCCACAAACUCAGGGGCAGAGAAAUCAGUGUUGGCAAUAUAGCGGGGGAUGUUCUCCUCUUCCCAAAUUGCACCUCUGCAUGGACACUGUAAUUCUAUAGCAAUAAUUCCUGUAAGUAGUCAGUGCACAAUAAGCUAGAGUGGACAGCAUGCUUAGUUAGAGGACUGUGCUGCUCUAUAGCUGACCUUUGACCUCCAUGAGGAAAGUCAACAAAGCACCACUUAUUAGGAGGAGAACUAGCCUAGAAGAGUAUUAUAACAAGUCACUAAUAAUCUGUAGUCUUCCGACAUCAAGAUAUUGAUCGCAGGUUUACAGAAAUGUUGUCUAAUGAAGUGACCGAAAGGCUGAAAUGUUGUUUCAAAAGAACUUAGUACGUCAGCAUAACAUCUGAGAGGUUUCCUUUUAAAGGUGAACAUCAGGUGAGCCUCAAUGGAACAGAUGUCCAUCAGUGUAUAACAUGCUCCAGUUAAACACAGUAAAAGAAAAAUAAAAAACCUUGCAGAAGUCAUAACCGCAAAACAAAUGUUAAAACACAAAACUGUUUUGAGAAGAGCAGAGCUGAUAGAUCACUUGAUAUUGUCCUGUCCUGUAGCGUCUGGCUCUCACGCACAAAAACUCAUAUUUGUUUAAACAUGCCACAGAGCGGAACGGAGGCAAAGUUAACACACACCGUCUUUUAUUGACUGGGUUUAAACACGACACGUCUGUUUAUUGAGAUUUUCGGCGUCACAGGUCAUCGAGGGGGCGUUUCUGGGAAUCGUCUCCCACAUUUCUAAACCCACCACUUUUGAAAACAACAUAAAACCAACAUUCGUUUCAUCUGAAUCAGCGUUUCAACCUCACUCGUUGCUCCAGACUUCCUAAAUUGAUUCCAGCUUCGAUUCACAGGCUCCCGAAUCAAUUCAAUACCAAUUCAUUUAGAGGGAUUUCAGAAGCUAACUUACUUAAAACUUAAGCUGAUGUUGUCAUUGCUUCCAGAGAUUUGUGGUAUUUCUGCGUUAUUUUAUCUCUAGUUUCUCAUGUUUCAUGUGUAUUUGCUUUUGUCCAGCUCUUCUCUUUUGCUAAAUCCAAUCAUUUGGAUUGGAUUGCUAUCGUUUUGGAUCUCCCUCCCACGUAGACUAAUCUUGUUGCCCGGCCUGGAGAGAUUUCCAAGGAGAGGAUGCAGCAAAUGACGUGUAAUUGAGAAAUCGACACCAGGAUUUCAUAAAUCGAUAUCGAAUUGAAAAAUUACUUUUGUUUUAAAUGCAGCUCUAAUUAUAAGCUAACAACACUUAAAAGGGAUGGAAGGUGUUUUACCUGAGCUGUAGAGUCCAAGAAGAGCCACGAAAAAGAAAAAAAAGGAAAGAGUAAAGUAAAUAUUACUCCAAAAAUAAAAAUAAUAUCGUAAAGUAGAUUUAUUUAUCUGAGUUGGAUUCACAGCAACAAAUGAAGAGGGAACCCUUCUUAUUGUGCAGAGAAAAGACAAAUUAUUCCCAAUUUGUUGAAAUCCUGUAUUUGAUUUAACAUUUCCCAUAAUGCAGCUGGAUAUGAUCUUUAGCUUCCUAAAGGCUCUGUGCUUUGAAAUCGGACCUCGCAGCUAGCCAGUUAAAUCUUAGACAAGUGUGAUGAUUUCAUCUGGAUAAACAAAAAACAAUUUAUCUGCUCCAGUUGUGAGUGAAUCCAUGGGUGAAAUUGCCACUCUUUAAAGGGCUCCAUGAAAAGCUUCUUACUCAACCGUACUCGAUGCAAGCAGACGAGAAAAGCCAGGUGUUUAAGUCAAGUAAAAAGUAAUAAAAACCGAAACAGAAGCAGGAGAUAUGUGCAGUACACUAGACUAUGAAUCCACCGUCAACAAAUUCAUGCAAAUAAUUUACGGAAGCAUUUUGGGCCUCUUUGGUUUUCCAUAUUUCCUUUCCUGCAGUUAUUUUUAGUUUCUGUGUAAACACCUGGCGCAGAAAUCCAAACAUAUAUCGUCCUUUUUCGUCUUCGCAGACUUUCAGACUUGCACUUAUGAACCGUCUGUGAGUGCAAACACCAGGAAGAUUUUAAGAUGCUUUUGGGAGACACAGCCCCCGUUUAGUAAUCCGCGCAGUCCCUGAACACUGUGACAUUAAGAGGGAACUAUUUUAAGGCUCACUUUUUAUCCUGGAAAUAGUCGCGGCGGUGCGGCGUUAGCUCUGCCUCCUGGUACGCUCUGGCUCAGACCUGCAACACGUUAUUUACAGACUCAACCCUUUACUGUGUACUUUGUCGGGAUGUUGUGUCGUUGGUUCCUAACAUGUUUGACUUUGUCUUAACUGUGUAACACCUAGUAGAAAACUGAUGAUGCUGUAUUUAAAUGACGUCUCUUGAUCAGGAAGCUUCUCGGCCUCAGGCGUUUGGUCCCGCUACGCGUGGAUGGACGGCUCCAGACGCUGCGACGACGCAACUCACGUGCAUCAGUCAGCACAUUAUCACACACGACUGCUAGUGUUGAAAUAAAUGGCUAAAAUCCGA
Mugil cephalus (flathead mullet) is the source of this 4315-nucleotide messenger RNA. It is a transcript of the gene rassf10a, whose product is annotated as Ras association domain family member 10a. Gene Ontology annotation, biological process: signal transduction. The coding region runs from base 382 to 1812 and encodes 476 amino acids. The transcript has a single exon. The record is from RefSeq and is a predicted model, not a curated record. Lineage: Eukaryota; Metazoa; Chordata; Actinopteri; Mugiliformes; Mugilidae.